Molecule: messenger RNA, 2771 nt
Organism: Cylas formicarius (sweet potato weevil)
Lineage: Eukaryota; Metazoa; Arthropoda; Insecta; Coleoptera; Brentidae
Gene: Taf3
Product: transcription initiation factor TFIID subunit 3
Exons: 1
Coding region: 1-2565 (854 amino acids)
Cellular component (GO): transcription factor TFIID complex
Molecular function (GO): protein heterodimerization activity
Source: RefSeq, a predicted model, not a curated record
AUGAGUGCACAAUAUACCCGCGACCACUGUAAACUGGCGGUGGCCAAAAUUUUACAGACCAUAGGAUGGCACUCAAUCAAUUCCACACCUUUGGAGGUGUUAACGGACAUUAUGGCCAACUACAUACGUCAAUUGGCUAAAAUAACAAAUGACUACUCCAAUGAGUUUGGUCAGACAGACGCGAAUUUGGACCAUUUAGGACUGGCAUUUCAGGAAAUGGGCUUAAACAUUAGCGAAAUAGAGGAAUACGUUACGUUUGUAAAUUUUAUGCCUCCACCUGCCACGGUGCCCAAAUAUCCGUUACCGAAAGAGAGCAAUCUAAAUUUUUUAAAACCUGGUAGCAAGGAGGUGGUUACCAGGCCCAUAUACAUAAAUGAACAUCUACCGCCCAUGUAUCCAUUGCUCGAGGAACCGGAGAGCGAUCCCUCCAGUCAGGCAGUGAAAAAGGAACCAGUAGUAGAUGAAUCCCCAGAAUUUAAAAAGCCUGCAGACUUCUCAGCAAAUCCAGAGUUCAAACGGCCGAAGCGUGAGGAAGAAGGAAGCAGACCAACCCGAGAGAUAAGCAGUGUUAUGAUGACUACAUCUGGGUUCCUUUCUCCUGCCAGAGAAGGUAAGUUGCCGGAGGCUAAAGCUCCGGCACCGCUUCCGGAACCUGUAAAACCUCCAUCUCCCGCGCCUCCGCCAGCCGAGGCUGUUAUUGUCAAGAAGAAAGUGGAGAAGAAAAAAGACAAGUUGCCUAGGGAGCUUUUCAAACCUUUGGGUGAUGAAAAGCCAGUAAAGAGGAAUAGUGGAAAGGAUGGACCUAAAGGGAAGCAAAAAAUUAACCCCAUGCAUGUGGGCGGGGUACAGCCAAUAUCUGUACAUCCUCAACUUGUUAUGAACCCGCAUCAUCAUUCAGUGCCGCCCAUGCCGCCUGUUAGUAAAGUUGACGUCUCGAAGCAAAUCUUCAACAAGACUUUAGCCGCAGCCAAAGCAAAAACUGAAAAAUUAAACACCACCAUAACUCCUAUACCUAUCAAAACCGAGACUGCCCAGUUUCAGAUGCCAAUGCAUACUCAGAUUGAUAAAUUGUUUAAUGAACCUGACAAAAAGAAAAUCAAUAUUCUAAAAAAGAUAUCCAACGUUAAAGACAAACCUUCAAGGCCUACAGCAAUACCACACGUCCACGACCCGAACGAUAUUGUCAAUAAAAUUAACUUGUCGGGUGAUAUAACUAUCGAACCCAUAAAUCCUUUGCCUCUGAAGCACAGUCCCAAAGUAGAGUGUUACUUUGAUAAUGGAUCUCCUCCCGUGACUCCACCUACGCCCAGAACCCCAGAACUUUUAAAGCACAGUCCUCCUCUGGUUAAGGAACGAAGGAAGCGGAAAGACAAAGCCCGAGUAAAGAAACUCAGAAAGCAACCGAAUUUCUUAGACGCAGAUCUGGUUAAUUUAGCUUUGGAUCAAAGGCCCAAAACGCCAGAACCACACAUGUUGGCCAGACAGGCAGGGCAUUUUAACUCCAUGGGUGGUCCACCAAUGCCAUUUCCUUUCCCGUUAGCGAAUUUUGGUGGCCCAGGUUUGAUACCACCACCGUUAGGCACUCACCUUUUUCCGUUUUCUUCCUUGUCUAAUUUCAGCAAGAAUAAUUACUUUAAUCCUAUUCCCCCCCAAAUGGAACCUGUGCCGAAACUAUCUCCCAAAGCGAAACCUGCGCCUAAGGCUGAACCUGCAGAAAUUGUGCCUAUUCCGCCAACACAGGCCCCUGCAAAACCGGAGCCUCCACUAGAACCCGCGGUACUGAUGGACGUUGAGGCCGCGGAACCUGUUCCAGAGUUUUCCAAAAGGUCCAAAGAUCACAAGAAAGAGAAAAAGGAAAAGAUAAAAAAGAAAAAUAAAAAGGAAAAAGUGAAAGAUAAAAUAGAGAAGAAGAAAAUUAAGGAAGCGAAGAAGGUGAAGGACAAAAUUAAGAAAGAAAAGAAAAAGAAAGAACCUAAAGAAGGCGAAAUCCCCAUACCCAAAAUUUUGCUAAAAGUCAAUUCUCCAUCUCCUAGACCGGAAACACCUGAAACAAUGAAAAAGCUCAAUAUAAAACCUAUAAUCAAGAAGGAGGAUGAAUCUACUUCAUUUGAAAGAAAACGCGAACCCUCUCCAGGCCUGGCUAAGAUCUCCGCCUUGGUUACCGGACCUCCCAAGCAGAAGAACCCUUCACCCGUACAGCAUUCUGUACCUGCUGAAGUCCUUCCUGCUCCUGCAACAAUGCCUAGGCCACCCGGUAGACCCAGGAUACAUCCGUUGAAACCGAAACCGUUGCCCAAGCCGAAGAAAGUUGAACAACCCUUUGUGAAAAAGGACGCAGACGGAAACGAAGUCUGGAUAUGUCCCGCAUGUGGUCAGCAGGACGACGGCCGGCCAAUGAUUGGUUGUGAUGGCUGCGAUGCCUGGUACCACUGGGUGUGCGUAGGUAUUCAAGUGCCUCCCGAUGAGAAUGAGAACUGGUAUUGCAAACCAUGUCUGUGCAAGAAAAAUGAAGAUUUGCAGGAUAAGAAGAAAAAAAGAAAGAAGAAAGAGAAAAAGGAGCAUUAGGUGGACUUCCGUGGCACUUUAUUCUGAACUUUUAGCGCUAUGGUUAUUUACUUUUUUUGGUAAAUUUAUUUUUGUAAUGUAUGUAAUUGUAUUUGUCAUGCUGGGAAUAUAUUUAACUCAAAAAGAGUUUAGAAAAUUAAGGAAAAUAAUAUAAAUUAAAGUUUUUUAAAGUUUUAUUUACUACAUAAUAUAUUGAAUAUACACUC